UCGAGUCGGUGUCUACAUGCGGUGCGGUAAUACAGACAAAACUAGUAAUAAAUUUGAUGUAUUAAAAUUAUUUAACUGUAAAAUGUAUCUCGUAUCCGCUUAAUCUAAUCUACGCGGCGCUAAUUUCGGUGGUCACUAUUUUGUUUGUCACUUAGUGCAGCAUUCGCGCCGACAACAGCGAGCUAAGCUGAACGUGAAGGAGUUGUGCGCACGAAACGAAAAAAAAAACGCAAACGAAAAUAAAUAAAAAUUGUGAAGAAGUGUAGAGUUUGAAGGUGGAUUGCCUUCUUGGUGUUGAACAAGAAGAAGAAGAAAAAACGAGUUCUUUGUGUUGCAACAGCGACAGGAGAGCAUACAACGCGCAGAAUGGAGAAACGUGAUGACAAGCCCACGCGACCUGACCCAAUCAUCUCGAUUUUGGGCAGUGAUUUGGGCCCUUGGCAGCUCAUAGUCUGUUUAUGGAUUUUUCUUGCGAAAUUUCCCACCGGCUGGGUGCAGGUUUCUAUGGUAUUCCUGCAGUCUCCUCUAGAGAGCACUUGCGCUGUGCCCGAUAACAAUACCGAUGUCUGCUCUGCUGCGUGUAAAGAAGUCACCUACGACCGCAGUGUUUUCCAGGAGAAUAUCAUCAGUGAAUGGAAUUUAAUCUGUGGCCGUUCUUGGCUAUCCAGUUUGGCACAAAGCUUUGUGAUGAUUGGCAUUAUGCUGGGCAGCAUAGUUUUUGGACUAUUUUCCGAUAAAUGGGGUCGCCGUCCCAUGUUCGUGAGUGCCUGUGUUAUGCAAUUAAUUUUUGGUUGCCUUGUUUCCGCUUCUCCAUGGUUUUGGCUUUUUGCAGUUUUUCGUUUUCUGGAUGGUUUUGCCACAGGCGCCACCAUGUCCACAGGUUUCACUAUUAUCAUGGAAGUUGUGGGCCAAAGCAAACGUGAAAUUAUGGCUAUACUCUAUCAGAUUCCAUUCAAUUUGGGUCAUGCCACAUUGCCGCUCUUCGCCUAUUAUUUACGUCAUUGGCGUUGGUAUCAUUUGUCAUUCUCAUCCUUCUCAGUUGUCUAUUUACUAUACUUUUGGACUGUGCCCGAGUCUCCGCGUUGGCUUUUCACUACCGGUCGUACUGAGCGCGCCGUUCAAAUACUCGAAGCUGGCUGCAAGCGGAAUAAUAUGCCCACCGAUAAUAUACACAACGAGCUCGUGCAGGCCUCAAAGAUUAUCGCUGACACACCUACUUCGAAGAAAGGCAACAUACUCGACCUUUUUCGUCAUCCUUAUCUAUUACAGAAAACUCUAGCCAUGGCCUUUAAUUGGCUGGUCGUAUGUCUGGUCUACUAUGGCGUAUCACAGCAUAUAUCUCAACUCAGCGGCAAUAUAUUUAUAAAUGUCUCUAUAGGCGCUACGCUUGGAGUGCCAGGCACACUUAUCUGUAUUCCGAUGACCAAGUAUCUUGGGCGUCGCAUUACGCUCUUCCUCUCGAAUCUUCUCAGCGGCACUGCUUUGUUGAUAAUGGCUUUUGUGCCCUCACUGAGCAGCACAUUGACGAUGGCUAUGGCGACGAUAGGCCUUUUUGGCGCAUCGAUCACAUUUCCGAAUGUUUACCUCUAUGGUGGCGAAUUAUUUCCGACAGUGGUGCGUAACUCAGGUGUAGGGUUGUGCUCGUUUGUGGGCCGUGUGGGUUCGAUUAUCGCGCCAUUUGUAUCGGAUAUGUCGGCACAGGGUAAGUGGAUACCGCCGGCAGUAUUUGGCGGAUUUUCUUUGGCGGCAGCUGCUUCAGUCUUCCUUAUGCCAGAGACACGUGGCUUCCCGCUGCCCGAGACCAUCGAAGAUGGUGAAACAUUUGGCAAAAACAAGAAAACUGCGCAAUUGUAAAUAAGACAGUAGUAAAUAUGUUAAGAUAAAGCAAAGCGCUAACUGUUGUAACUAGCAAUCAGGUAUUUCUAUUAAAACAAAUUUAUACAAAUAAAAAGCAAAGCGUAUACAUGUAGGAUACAGGGAACUGGAUGAUAUCAUUGUUGAUUAUGUUAUAAAAAUGGUUAUAAAUAAAGAAAGCUUUUAGUUUACUUAUAGAAAA
Anastrepha obliqua is the source of this 2056-nucleotide messenger RNA. Its product is annotated as organic cation transporter protein-like. The transcript has 5 exons. Gene Ontology annotation, cellular component: membrane. Gene Ontology annotation, biological process: transmembrane transport. NCBI's taxonomy places the organism in Eukaryota, Metazoa, Arthropoda, Insecta, Diptera, Tephritidae. The record is from RefSeq and is a predicted model, not a curated record. Bases 367 to 1854 code for a protein of 495 amino acids. Gene Ontology annotation, molecular function: transmembrane transporter activity.